Molecule: messenger RNA, 6037 nt
Organism: Pocillopora damicornis (cauliflower coral)
Lineage: Eukaryota; Metazoa; Cnidaria; Anthozoa; Scleractinia; Pocilloporidae
Product: transient receptor potential cation channel subfamily M member-like 2
Biological process (GO): metal ion transport; monoatomic cation transmembrane transport
Cellular component (GO): plasma membrane
Molecular function (GO): monoatomic cation channel activity
Source: RefSeq, a predicted model, not a curated record
UUCUCGAGUCAUGCAACAGUGUUCCGCAAACACACACAUCAGCCAAAGGUAAACCUACUUUAGGAACUUCACCACCUGUGCUGUGAACUUUGCGACGGAUAAGAGCAAGAAUGUGAUAAUGAAUAAUUUAAUUUUGAAACUGGAACUGUCGUAGAAAACUUCAAAUUAAUGACUUUAGAUCAGUUGUCAGUGAUUCCUUAAGUGUGAUGCAAAGCUGUCACCUGGUGCGAUAUUCCGUAUUCCGAGUGAUUCAAGAAUUCCGAUUCAGCUCUUUCCAUGAAAGAUCCUUGGCAGUGAGUGACUUGUGGUUUGGGGAAAUCAAUGAAAACACCUCACCUUAAGGCUUCUAACUUUUCGUUUUCGUGAAUUUUAAUUGUUAGCCGUAAUCACGACAUUUGACGUCGUCGAAGAUGAAAGAGGUUAAUUCAAGCAGGAGUAACCUCAUCAGUUCGGACGACGAGAAUGAAAACAUCGACGGAAAGCCGUCAAACACACCAGAAGCCAAAGCAUCAUGGAUUUACAGAACUUUCAGGAAAAGAACCUGCCAUUGGUUUAUUCCGUCCACCCAAAAUGAUUAUAGAUGCUGUUGUGGGCGCUUGAAGCAGCACCAUAACGGUGAAGCAUUGCUGUCGACUGGUAAAGCAGGAGACAAAUGGCAGGUAUUUAAACAUACUAUCACCAAACCAACCAAUGCCUAUGGAGAACUAGAAUUUCAAGGAGCCGGACAAGUCAGCCGAGCCAAGUAUAUCCGUGUAUCUCAGGACACAGAUCCUGAAAUGGCUCUGCGCCUUCUCUGUAAGGAAUGGAAGCUGGAGCUUCCCAAGCUUCUUAUCUCAGUGACUGGGGGCGCAAAGAAUUUUGUGCUUCAUCCGAGACUGAAGCAAGUGCUGCGACAAGGCCUUCUUAAGGCCGCGCAAACCACAGGAGCCUGGAUCAUGACAGGUGGCACGAACACAGGUGUGAUGCGUCACGUUGGGGAGGCUGUGCGAGGUCACACAGUUAUGUCACGUGGUGCUCAACUGAAGGACAAUACCCAACAAGUUCAUUUGAUUGGCAUAGCGACCUGGGGAAUUGUGGAUCACAGAAAAAUUCUCGUCGGUAAUCAGGAUGUGGUGUCUUAUCAGAUGACAUCCAGUAAGAUGUCACAAGGUGCAUGCCUGGAUAACAACCACACACAUUUUAUUUUAGUUGAUGAUGGCACGAUCAAUAAAUUUGGAGGAGAGAUUUCUUUUCGCGCAAGUCUUGAGAACUGUAUAUCACGAAAACAGAUGGAGAAAUCAUGUGAGCGAACGCAUGGUGUACCUGUGGUACUGCUCGUUCUAGAGGGAGGCCCCAACACCAUUCGCACAGUCUUAGAAUCUGUUGGAAGGAGUCCUGCUGUACCAGUGGUUGUUGCCGAAGGAAGUGGUAGGGCGGCAGACAUCUUAGCGUAUGCUCAUCGCUUCAUUUCUCAGAGUAGCUGUGAUGGAGACCUUCAGGAAAUGGUGGAUGUUGUGGAACAUCAUCAACUGUUUGUAAAAAUAGAAAAAGCUUUUCCUGAAUGUGACGAGGAAGAAUGUCUGAAGAUCUACGAAAAUGUCCUGAGAUGUGUAGGAAACAAGAGAUACAUCACAAUUUUCAGUGUGAACGAAGAUGGGAUGGAUAUUGACCGAGCAAUUUUGAGAGCACUUUUAAACGGUCACAGUGCUUCGCCGUCCCACCAGCUGAGUCUGGCUCUUAUAUGGAACAGAGCUGACAUCGCUAAGUGCGAAAUCUUCAAGGAGGAUCGUAAAUGGGAGAUUUCGGUAUUGGAGAGCGCCAUGUUUGAGGCUUUGGUGAAGGACCGUGUUGACUUCGUUGAUCUUCUCUUGGAGAAUGGUGUUAGUAUGUCGUCGUUCCUCACUGCUCGCCGUCUGGAGGAACUUUACAGAGUUAGGGCAACAAAGAGCUUCACACUUUAUCGACUCUUUGGAGGGAAAAAGGCUCUUAAAUCCUUCAAACUUGGAGACUUAGCAAGUGUCACUGAACGGCUGUUGGGAAUCAGCUUUGUUCACCAUCACAAAGAAUAUGGAUCGAUCAAGAAGGGUAUAGGAAUGGCGAAUAUGAAAAUGUUUAUGUCAACCGCAGACGAAAGCUACUUUGGCGCAGGGUUCAAGUUACCGUACAACGAGCUCUUAAUAUGGGCAGUACUCUCUAAUCUCCACAAAAUGGCACUAUUUUUGUGGGAAAGAGGUGAUGAGAACCUUGCCAAGGCCCUUGUGGCAGGCAAAUUAUUUAAGGCUCUCGCAGAGGAGAUGGCAAAAGAGGAAUUGAAGGCAGAUAUAACAGAGGAACUCGAAACUCAUUCACGUGAGUUUCUGGGUAUUGCUUUGGGUUUACUUGAUGAGUGUUAUCGCUCAAAUGAAGACGUGGCACAGCAGUUGUUGACUUACAACUUGGACAACUGGGGAGACCAGUGCUGUCUGUCACUUGCUGUUGCCACAGGGCACGAGGAGUUCGUUGCCCACCCAUGUUGUCAAACCCUGCUAACUGAGAUCUGGAUGGGAGCCAUGAAAAUGAGCGAAUGGUGUUCAGUCAAGACCGUUCUGGGCGUCCUGAUUCCACCUACAAUUGCAUUCUUAGAGUUUAAAAGUAAGAAAGAACUGUGUCAAAUGCCAGUCACAUUCGAAGAACACGAACAAGGGCAAACCGAGAAAGGCGAAGAGGAGACUGGGAAUGAAGAAAAAUCUAACGGAGACACCGCAGCGCGCUUCUCCAAAACAGAUUCACAAGUACAUCUCAGAUCAUUCUCGCCCUCCAGCCGUACAGAAAGCACGGACUCUCUGAGUGUGAAAAAGCGAUGGAUGGAUGCGUCUGAGAGUCCUAUGGUAGAUCCCAGUUUAGGACGGAAGCUGUUCGAUUUUUAUCGGGCGCCCAUCACCAAAUUUUGGGGAAAUGUGAUUGUCUACUUCAUGUUCCUGAUUUUGUUCUGUUACGUUAUUUUAGUUCGUCUUCCUGUGACCCCCCCUCCCCAAGAAAUCAUCCUCAUCAUAUUUGUAUUUACAUUGUUUACAGAGGAAGUAAGACAGGUGCUUCAUUCGGAGUCUAAGAGUCUACUCAAGAAAUUUAAAGAAUGGGGUUCCUGCAAAUGGAAUUUGUGUGACGGUUGUGCCAUUCUGUUAUUCUUUGUUGCUGCUGGUUUUCGCUUGAACCCAGAAACUCUCAAAAUAGGUCACAUUCUUUACUGCCUCGACAUCAUGUUGUGGAUCAUCCGCGUUCUCGACAUUUUCUCGUUUAGCAAAGUGCUGGGACCGUACGUCGUCAUGAUUGGUCGAAUGACAAUCGACAUGACGUAUUUUCUGCUUAUCAUGGUGGUGUUCCUGAUGGCGUAUGGUGUGGCGCAACAAGCCAUCUUGUUUCCCUACGAAUCGGGUUCUUGGAACCUCAUUCCCAAAGUUUUCUUCAGACCUUACUUCCAAGUCUAUGGCGAACUGUUCAUCGAAGAUACCAGCCAUGAGGGUCAAAACAGCACAGCGUUCAACACACCUCGUUUUGAUGAAUUUGGUGGAACGCUCGUCACUGUUAUUAUGGCGCUGUAUCUGUUGGUCGCCAAUAUUCUACUGCUCAAUCUCCUCAUUGCCAUUUUCAACAACACGUUUUCCUAUGUUCAAGCCAACUCAAACCAGAUCUGGAAAUUCCAGCGGUAUCAGCUGAUCAUGGAGUAUACGCAUAGACCUGUGUUGGUGCCUCCGUUUAUUAUCAUCAAUCAUCUGUAUCUCAUUUACAAAGCUUGCUGUAGACCGCGGUGUUGUGUCAAGAAAAGCAAACUGAAACGGAAAAGGGCAGACAAAAAACUAAAGCUUUUUCUGGAGAGGCAAGAUGUACAUAAACUGAUGUUGUUUGAAGAACAAUGCGCUGAAAGUUAUUUACAACAAAAGGACACGCUGUUCCAUGCUACACCAGAAGAAAGAGUGAGAGUCAUUGGAUUUAGGGUUGAAUCCAUCAAUAAUCACAUGAGAGAGACAACCCGGGAAAAUGAAACAAAAGUCCAACAAAUUUCAAAAAAAGUCACGAGCAUCGACGAACGCUUAACAAGAAUGGAAGAGUACACUAUACAAAUUCUGGAUAUGCUUGCGAACGUUAAUGGUCCUCUGCCCUCCCCUGCGGAGGAGCGUGAAGAUGCCAUGUCGGAGACCAGCUCGUUGAACAUUGAGUACAGGGAUCAGGAUGAAUUUUCACCCAGAGUUGGCCCUAAAAGAAUGUUCAGCCGUAUGAUGAGUGUCCCAGCGUAUGUACACCGACAGCAAGCAAGCUCAAGUCUCCGUCCUACACCUAUGUACUUCAGACAUAAACUUCCAAACAGCAAUCCUUAUCCAUCUUGGUACCGUCAAUUAUCAAAAAGCAACUGGCACCGGAGCAGCCUUGAGAAAGCAAUCCGUAAAUUUAAAAUGCCGUUCCCAGGCUAUGCUCCGCCAGUGUACACUGCGCUUGAUAUGAUUCAAACUCCGGAGUGGGCCGACGUUGAUCUUUUGGAACCUGCCUAUCAACAUGUAGAGCUGAAUUUCAAUGACGUUGGAAAAGGAGUUGAUCGAAGAAGCUACAUGAAAAUUUACGAAGUUGUCAACGGUAUUCCACGAAAUCCAAUGGGUCGAACGGGAAUUGCCGCGAGAGGUCUUCUUGGCCGCUGGGGACCAAAUCAUUUUGCUGACCCAGUUAUUACCAGGUGGAAGAGGACUCAAGAUGGAGCAGUUGUUGAACGUUUCGGCAAAUGUGUUAUGGAAUUUGUUGCAGUUCAAUUACGCGACACCUUGGAAUGGGCGUUACCAGGGGGAACUGUUGAGGCCGAAGAGACGUUUCCAACCUACCUUCGUAAUGAAUUUUCCGCUGAGGCUCUCUGUUCUCCAAGUGCGAGUGAAGACGAAAAGCAACUAAUGUCUGAACGUCUUGAGCAACUUUUUUCCAACGGUAUUCCGGUUUACAAAGGAUAUGUGGAUGACCCGCGUAACACAGACAAUGCUUGGAUGGAAACAAUAGCCGUGAGUUUCCAUGAUGAUACAGGACUCAUUUUGGACAGCGUUCAUUUUAAGACUGGUAUUAACGCCCGCGGUCUCCAAUGGCAGGAAGUCAGCAAUCACCUCAAGUUACAAGCCAAUCACAUUCCAUUCUUGAAGCGAGUUGCAGAGCUUCAUGGAGCCUUGUACUAGCCACUAUCCUCAUCGGCUCAAUAGAGGAUUAGGAAUGGGCUGUUUGCUUUUUAUAGAGAAUGCUUUAUUAUUAACCAAUAAAAUAAGGAGCCAUCGAAUAAGGCGAAACAGUUUCUCAGAAAAUACCGUAAAAAAAUCAAAUCCGAACCAAAAAAAUUCGAAAGUUCACCCUCUCCCCAUUCCUUUCAGAAAAUGAUUUGCAUCACUUGUUGAUGUAAGCUGUGUUAACUACGUGGAUAAUGAAUAAAGGGGGUAGGUUUCUGAAGAAACUGUGGUGUUACGUCAGUGGAAGAUAUUAUAAGAUAAUUAGGUUUUAUCAACUGAGUUGAUGAUGUAAUUUGGCCACCGUAGAGUUCUAAAGCUGACGUUUCGAGUGUUAGCCUUUCGUCAGAGCGAAGGGAUAAUGGACUCCUUUUCUCUUCGCCAACUAACGAAAAUACUCUGUAAACACAUGCAAGUAUUAUCUAUCGACUUGAGGUCUUCCUCGAUUUAACCUUAAGCAAGUCUUUUAUUGGUGACCUUAAACAUGCACAGUAUUUGGAGGGAAUUUUUUUUGAGGAAGAAAUGCAGCGACGUUUACAUGAAUAAGUUAAUGAAUCUAGUUUUUUGUUCCACGAUACGUAUUAUUGUCACAUUUAAUCUACUGGAGGCGAUCUAUCGACUUGAUUUGAGGAGUUAAUGAAUGCAAUGAGAAACUCGCAUUGAAGUUUUUAGGCUCUGAGCCAACGUAUCUUUAUGGGAAAUUAAGUUGGCUCUGAACCAACAAAACAGGGUUUUUUUUUUAAUGUUGAGUUUUGUGAAUAAUAAAUAACGAAACUUUUCCGAUCCUUCAUUAAAUCAGUGAUUAAAAUCGAGAAAAUUUAUGACAAUGGCAA